Odobenus rosmarus divergens (Pacific walrus) is the source of this 2034-nucleotide messenger RNA. RefSeq names its product protein kinase C and casein kinase substrate in neurons 1 (gene PACSIN1). The record is from RefSeq and is a predicted model, not a curated record. The coding region runs from base 272 to 1606 and encodes 444 amino acids. The transcript has 10 exons. NCBI's taxonomy places the organism in Eukaryota, Metazoa, Chordata, Mammalia, Carnivora, Odobenidae. Gene Ontology annotation, molecular function: protein binding; phospholipid binding. Gene Ontology annotation, biological process: plasma membrane tubulation; neuron development; positive regulation of dendrite development. Gene Ontology annotation, cellular component: cytoplasm; plasma membrane; endosome.
CCUUCCCCCCCCGCCUCCUCGGCUCUGACCUUCCUCCUUCCCGCAGCACCGGCGCGGUCCGGAGAGACGCGGUGGCGGCGGUGGCGGCGGCGGCGGCGCAGCUUCCUCUUCCCCCGGGAAGUCGUCCGGGCUUGAGGCCGGCCCCAGACGCCCAGCUCUGCCCCGUGGCGCCGCCGCUGGUGCCGGGCGCUCCUGCCCCCAGCGCAUGAGCAGCCCCGCCUGCUGACCGCCACCGCACACCCACCUGUCCCCCCACCCCCGCGGCUACACCAUGUCUGGCUCCUACGACGAGGCCUCGCUAGCUCCAGAGGAGACCACUGACAGCUUCUGGGAGGUGGGGAACUACAAGCGGACGGUGAAGCGCAUCGAUGACGGCCACCGCCUGUGUAACGACCUGAUGAACUGCGUGCAGGAGCGCGCCAAGAUCGAGAAGGCGUACGCGCAGCAGCUCACCGACUGGGCCAAGCGCUGGCGCCAGCUCAUCGAGAAAGGGCCACAGUAUGGCAGCCUGGAGCGGGCCUGGGGGGCCAUCAUGACGGAGGCGGACAAGGUGAGCGAACUGCACCAGGAAGUGAAGAACAACCUGCUGAACGAGGACCUGGAGAAGGUCAAGAACUGGCAGAAGGAUGCCUAUCACAAGCAGAUCAUGGGCGGCUUCAAGGAGACCAAGGAAGCUGAAGACGGCUUCCGCAAAGCCCAGAAGCCCUGGGCCAAGAAGAUGAAGGAGCUAGAGGCAGCAAAGAAGGCCUACCAUCUGGCCUGCAAGGAGGAGAAGCUGGCCAUGACGCGGGAGAUGAAUAGCAAGACAGAGCAGUCAGUCACGCCCGAGCAGCAGAAGAAGCUGCAGGACAAAGUGGACAAGUGCAAGCAGGAUGUACAGAAGACGCAGGAGAAGUAUGAGAAGGUCCUGGAUGACGUGGGCAAGACCACGCCCCAGUACAUGGAGGGCAUGGAGCAGGUGUUCGAGCAGUGCCAGCAUUUCGAGGAAAAGCGGCUGGUCUUCCUCAAGGAGGUGCUGCUGGACAUCAAACGUCACCUCAACCUGGCCGAGAAUAGCAGCUAUGUCCACGUGUACCGGGAGCUGGAGCAGGCCAUCCGGGGGGCCGACGCCCAGGAUGACCUUAGGUGGUUCCGCAGCACCAGCGGCCCUGGCAUGCCCAUGAACUGGCCCCAGUUUGAGGAGUGGAACCCAGACCUUCCUCACACCGCCGCCAAGAAAGAGAAGCAGCCCAAGAAGACAGAGGGCGUGACGCUGACCAAUGCCACUGGAGUGGUGGAGACCACAUCCCAGGCUGGGGACCGUGGCAGCGUUAGCAGCUACGACAGGGGCCAGCCUUAUGCCACCGAGUGGUCGGACGACGAGAGCGGGAACCCAUUUGGGGGCAAUGAGGCCAACGGGGGCUCCAACCCCUUCGAGGACGACGCCAAGGGAGUGCGUGUGCGGGCACUCUAUGACUACGACGGCCAGGAGCAGGAUGAGCUCAGCUUCAAGGCUGGAGAUGAGCUCACCAAGCUGGGCGAGGAGGAUGAGCAAGGAUGGUGCCGCGGGCGGCUGGACAGUGGGCAGCUGGGCCUCUAUCCCGCCAACUACGUGGAGGCCAUCUAGCUGCCCCGCUCCCCUCCACACCACCCCUCACUCCUCGUCCACUGCCUCCCCUCCCUUCUCUCUCUCGUCCCUCUUCCCUCGCCAUAGAGUUCCAGACAUAUUUUCCGAUCAAGCUUUUAUUUUUUUAAAAGUCAAAACAGAACAAAACAAAAAAUACAGAGACAGAAGCAUUUGCAGGGCCGCCUGGAGGCCAGGGUGGUGGGACUCGGGGUGAUGGCCCCAGGGUAGGUGAGGGUCUUAGUACUUAGCCCAACAGAGACAUUGCAACAUCUGCUCUUCAGAUCCCACCAAAGAGUCUCCUGAGCCCUGAGGGUUGUCUCCCGGACCCUUCUCUACUGCCUCACUCCCCAGAGACUACGCUUUCCACCCCUGCCCCCCCCCCAGGUUGCCAGUGUCUGUCCCCCUCCUCUUCUCUGGGCCUGGUUUUC